GACAGGGGUUUUGGGCUUAGGGUCUGCUGAAAAGCUGAAUGAAAAGGUCUGCAUGCUGAAAGCCUGCUGUCAACGCAGCACCGGUGCCAUGGUAAUAGAUUGAAUUUGGUUUCCUGAGGCUGCCGCUGUCAGCUCUCCUCUCUAGCGGCUCUCACGCAUGCACGCACGCACCGCUUCUAGUAAGGUGUUGGUUACCAUGGUUAGGAAAGGAUGGAUUCCUGUGCUGGCUCAUAGCUGGGUCAGCAUAUCACCUGGACUGCAGCUUUUUCAGAAGAGAACUGUGCUCUGAAUGGAUCUUCAUUGUGGCUUGAAAGUAAGAACAUCUGUUUUAUUCUGGAGGUUUAAAUGAACAGGUGAACUUGCAGCUGUGAUUGGUUUUGGUGCUUUUUGGUUUUAUUACUUUGUCCACUAAGACUUGUAAAUUAUGCUGAGCUAAUGUGGGAAAUGUGUUCCUGUUUCAGCAUGAAUGUGACAUGUAGAUUGAUUUUCCUGCAUAUUUAUGCAUGAGGGACUGGGUGUGUGCGUGGACAAUGCUACAUACUAUGGACAGGAUUUUUUGAAAAGCCUGUGUGGAAAUCUACACAAGCACAUGGAGACUGAUUUGGGCUUUACCACCGUCCUUGAGGACUUGUUUCUUGGUGGAAAUCCACCAUUGUGAGGCCCUACGAAGGUGAACAUUGGUCGUCCCAUCAGUACACGGUUCUCCUUUUCAGGAGUUUGAGGAGAAGAAGAAAAAUAAACAAGCAAGGGAAAAGAUCUUCAUGAGCGCCAGAAAAUCCGGAAAGAAAACACAUUGAGACACAAGGAACAAAAUGUGGACACUAAACAUGACACGUGUCUCAAUCCUAUUUCUCCUCCAUGUCCUUCUGGUUGGAUGGGGUCAAACAGCAGAAGAUGACGUCACCCCUCGCCUCAGUUUCUCUUACAAUGCAAACGAGAGGUCGGCCAAGAGAUUUUCACCCAAUGGAGUCUUCAAUUACACAUCUCUGCUCCUCAGUAAAGAGGAUAACAUGCUGUACGUUGGCGCUCGAGAGACUCUUUUCGCACUCAAUAUCACCGAUAUCAGCAGAACACAGCUGCAGCGUAAUUUAACAUGGAGCACACCACAGAGAAAGAGAGAGGAGUGCAGUUUCAAAGGGAAAGAUUUACAGAUUGACUGUUUCAAUUACAUCAAGAUUUUACUGCGUGUGAACAGCACUCACCUAUAUGUGUGUGGAACGUAUGCUUUCAGCCCUAUCUGCGCAUACAUCAACACAUCUGAUUUUUCACUGGUGCGCAAUGAAAUGGGAGAAAUAAUCACUGAAGAUGGUCGUAGCCGGUGCCCUUUCAACCCUGAAUACAAGUCCACGGCCAUCAUGGCCGAUGGAGAACUGUAUGCUGGCACAGUCAGUAACUUCCAAGGGAAUGAACCCAUCAUUUACAAAAGCCUUGGACAGGGCACAGCCUUAAAGACAGAAAACUCACUGAACUGGCUGCAAGACCCCGCUUUUGUAGGCUCAGCCUACAUACAGGAGAGUUUGCCCAAAGGCAACGCAGUCGGCGAUGAUGAUAAGAUUUACUUCUUCUUCAGUGAAGCAGGAAAGGAAUUUGAUUUCUUUGACAACACCAUUGUGUCACGCAUCGCUCGCGUGUGUAAGGGUGACAAAGGUGGAGAGAGGGUUCUUCAGAAGAAAUGGACAACUUUUCUGAAAGCGCAGCUCCUUUGUUCACUACCUGAUGAUGGGUUCCCUUUCAACAUCAUCCAGGAUAUGUUUGUACUGACCCCUAGCAAAGAGGCCUGGAAGAGUACUGUGUUUUAUGGAGUCUUCACCUCACAAUGGUACAAAGGUGCUUCAGGCAGCUCAGCUGUAUGUGCAUUCACUAUGGACCAGGUCGAAGAGGCAUUUAAUGGACGUUACCGGGAAGUUAAUCGCGAGACGCAGCAGUGGUACACUUACAACCACCCAGUACCAGAACCUAGACCUGGAGCGUGCAUCACCAACACGGCCCGCGCCCAAGGGAUCUCCUCCUCCCUGCACAUGCCUGAUAAAGUGCUGAACUUUGUGAAGGACCACUUCCUCAUGGAUAGCGUGAUCCGCAGCCUGCCUCUGCUGCUUAAACGAAACGUGCGCUACACGCAGCUCGCUGUGCACCGAGUACAGGCUCUCCACAAGACAUACGACGUGCUCUUCAUCGGCACAGAUGACGGCCGGAUCCACAAAGCCAUCAACGUUAAGAACAAGAUGUAUAUCAUUGAAGAGCUGGUGAUUUUUCCCGAGCCUCAGUCUGUACAACACAUCGAACUGGAUGAUGAGAAGGGGCUGUUGUUUGUGUCCAGCUAUUCUGGGCUUGUUGAAAUCCCUCUUGCCAACUGCUCCAACUAUCAGAGCUGUGGAGAGUGUGUGCUGUCUAGAGAUCCUUACUGUGCCUGGACAGGGAAGCAAUGUUCAAAUAUCAAAUAUGCGCUAACUAAGAGUCAAUGGCAACAAGAUGUAGAUGACGCCAACACUGCAGUAUGCAAAAUGACAAUGGCUAGCCCUCGUUUAGCAAAACCAACCCCACCACGUGAUCCAUCGUGCCAUGUGAUACAAAUACCAGCCAACACAUUUACAGUUCUUCCCUGUAAGCUGCGAUCCAACUUGGCUGAGAGUCGAUGGGAGUACAGUCACACCGCCGAGCGAUUCGUCUAUCCUAGUCCUGACGGCGGGCUGGUGGUUGUAGCCCAAGUGGAGAGGGAGGAGAUCUACCAAUGUUGGUCAGAAGAAGGUGGCUACCGACAACUUCUGGCCAAUUAUUGCGUAAAAGCGGAUCACGAAAGCACCACCCUGACUGGACGUUCCAGAACGCAGCUGGUACCCCAAGGGGAAGCAAUUAUCCUGCCUGGGGAAACAUGGUCGCCGGAAAAAACCAAAACAUACUGGAAUGAGUUGAUCGUUGUGUGUGCCUUACUCGUGUUUUCCCUGGUGGUCCUGUCGCUGUUCGUGGCAUACAGGAACCGAGACAGGAUGAAGUCCAUGCUGAAGGAAGGCGAGUGCCCCAACAUGCAACAGAAGAAACCGCGAAUUCCAGGGAAGCACACGGAAAGCCUUCCAUUAAAUGGCAACAACAUCCCGCCCUCAGUGUCUGACCACAAGGGCUACCAGACGCUCAAUGAUAACUACAUCUGCAGCACUCCCACCCACGAAUGCUCCUCACCCGAGAACAGCAAGAGCUUCUCAGAAUCCGAAAAGAGACCUUUGAACUUAAAGGAGAGCCACGUUGAGAUCUCACCGACUUGCCCGCGGCCUCGAGUGCGGCUGGGCUCGGAGAUCAAAGACUCGAUCGUUUAAGUCAGUUUGGGAUGACCGUUAAAAAAAGUGGCCUCUGACCUGAACAGCACCAAGGGAGGGACAGACUGAAAAUGACUGGAAACGUACCAUCACUGGGUUUUAUUUUGCACUUUGUCUCCUCUCAUUUUGUCUUGGUGAUCUGUUCACAUUUCUCAGUCACUGCCAAGUCUGUGAAGCACCCAGAGCCACGCUGAGUGGGACGCAAGACACUUUGAAAAAGAAUAGUGGGCAUUGCGAGGCUCGCCGAUCCAGUCGUCCCGCCCUGUCCGUCCAAAAAUGUCUGGUGGCAUCUGUGUGAAAGCAAUACGAUGCGAUCAGGGUUCACUAACCUGUCAUGCUCCCAUCUCAUCCCUGCCGCGUAGAGUUGGUCAUCCUAUGAACGAGAAGACGAAAAUUCUAACUUUAGUCAACAAUAGAGUCUCUGCUAAACAUAGUGCCUGAAGUGAGAUGAUUAGCUGACAUUUCAACACAAUAUAAGGCAUAGUGGUGCAUCAAAAGCUUUGAUGAUAUAUGCAAAACCUUUGCACAGUAUAUCAUCAUGACCUCAGCACAUAGCAGGCAUACUAUGCAAAUCACAUAAAGGAGAAGCAUCUUGUAGAGAGCUAACCAACAGCACAUGGCUGUCCUAGAACAAUAAGUGAUGCCACGACCUCAGUAUUCUACACAGCUUCUCAGAGGUACACACGUUAAAUAAAGUAUGCAAGUGAGAUUGAGGCAUAUACAGUAAAGAGCCCGCAGUGGGGUUUCGGUGUGUAGAGAACUCCAAAGAAGGCAUGUUAGCAAUACUAUGAGUAUGUCCCAGGCACAAAUUACAUUUUGAAGACACAGAAAUAUGAAUAUCUCGAUGUUCCUUAUACCCCCAACUAAAAUCAGUUGCUAUCAUUGAUAGACCAUUUAAACCAGUGGUUCUCAACCUUUUUGACUCCAAAGCCCCUCAUAGUCCACAAGAUCAUUUGGGGAGCCCGUGACUUUUCCAGUUGUCCAUUAUUUACUACUUUCAAUUUCUACCUGAUAAAAUUCUGUGCAUUUAAAGAAAAAUGCCCAUAGAGUUUUGAUUAAAUUACAUGACCUUUCCAGGUCUAGAAAUCUAGAAAAUGAAAUGAGGCUUUCUCAUAUAUCUAAGGUUUUGGAAUUCUGGUUCUUCAAAGACAAAGGAGGUGAAUUGAAAUAGAAAUGAUUUGAUGGUUAGUUUGUUAGACUUAUUUUAAUGUUUAAUUUCCCUUAUUUUUAAUAGUUUGAAGUCAUUUUGAGAACCACUGAUUUAAAGGGAUAGUUCAUGCAGAAAUGAAAAUGAUGUCAUAAUUUACUCACACUACAAAUGUCAAAUGAAAGUCAAUGGUUUCUAUUUUUCGACCCCACUUGGGAAGAAAAACAGCAGAAACAUUCUUCAAAAUAUAUCUAUUUGUGUUUCACAGAAGAAAAAAGGUCAUACAGGUUUAGAACAAUAUGAGAGUGAGUAAAUGAUGACAGUUUUCAAUUUCAGCUGACCUUGAAGUAGUGCAUAAUAGAAUAAAUGGAAAUGACCAAACGUCUCGAGGUUGUUUACUGAUUCAAAUUGGUUGUUGUGCCAAAAAAUUUUAGUGAACCAUUUCAGAUCUCUUUGGAUCUGUCAAGAACUAUGUUCUCUUGACUCGAAAGUGUACUUUGUUCAGAUUAAAGACAUUUAUUGCCAUGUUGUAAAUUCGAAAAAUGAAUUUGCAUUCGGACAGAAUGAAAACGUGUGGUUAAGACUUUACAUGCCAAUUUUACGCUAAGCUAUGUGAUCUAUGCUCCCGAAGAGUGUAAAGUGACCAGCAGAUUUUUUUUUUCCAUGAAAAAGUGCCAUGUUCACUGUAACACCUCAAGUCAAAGCAGGCUAAAAGAUGUUUUUGGGUGGGAGCAAUGACAUAUAUGUAUAUGAAACAGCCCAUUAUAAAUCGUGUGUCAUACAAAAAAGUACAGUGCUUGGCUGCUGCAAAGCAAUGGGGAUGGAAACCAUAAAAACAAGACACUAAUGUAAGUUACUAUAGCAUAGAAUCAACAUAAGGAUCCAUGUAAAAAUGUAUAUUAACAACACACAAAAAAAAAGAAAAAAAAAAGGUAAAAUUCCAGUAAAAUUCCCAAAGACAAGCAUUGUAUAUUGCACCACAAAUCUGCGUAAUAUUU
Cyprinus carpio (common carp) is the source of this 5453-nucleotide messenger RNA. RefSeq names its product semaphorin-4B-like (gene sema4ba). Gene Ontology annotation, molecular function: semaphorin receptor binding; chemorepellent activity. Bases 813 to 3308 code for a protein of 831 amino acids. NCBI's taxonomy places the organism in Eukaryota, Metazoa, Chordata, Actinopteri, Cypriniformes, Cyprinidae. Gene Ontology annotation, biological process: negative regulation of axon extension involved in axon guidance; neural crest cell migration; semaphorin-plexin signaling pathway. The transcript has 15 exons. The record is from RefSeq and is a predicted model, not a curated record.